Molecule: messenger RNA, 2120 nt
Organism: Stereum hirsutum FP-91666 SS1
Lineage: Eukaryota; Fungi; Basidiomycota; Agaricomycetes; Russulales; Stereaceae
Product: NCA2-domain-containing protein
Exons: 4
Coding region: 72-2120 (682 amino acids)
Cellular component (GO): mitochondrial outer membrane
Source: RefSeq, a predicted model, not a curated record
CGACGAUAUUGGGACGCGUAAAAACGCGCUUUUCAGAUUGAUACAGCUAUCUGCCAUUCUGACCUGCUGCCAUGUCUGUCUCGCAUCUCACGAACGAUCUUGUUCUCCUCCCCGUGCCUUCCCAACACCAACUUCAAAUCUCCACGUCUCAAAUAAACCCAGCCGCCGCCCAAGCGGAAGAAUCAUUGCGCUCAUUGCUACUCUCGCUCAAACCUCCAUUGUUGCACUCUCAGAUCACCGACGGGAUUCGAUCGCUCGAGGACUAUGAUUCGUUCGUAUCGGGCCUGCGCUCUGAAGAGCUUCGAGCGGCACAAGAAGAUGGUGUAAGAACGGCUAUCACGGGGAGGUUAGUGGCUGGUUUGUAUGCCGAGGCGAUGAAUACGUUCCUGAAGGAGGCUGGUGAAGCGGAGAACGAGGCGGAGUGGUGGGGAGAUGUUGAAAGGUCUACAUGUAACAUUUGGCAUUACUUCGUCCAAACGUUUCCGUCUCGCCUGUUCAGUCUUAUACACCGGGUCGUAUCCAUCCUCCACACACAAGGACGUUCUUUGAGGGCUUCGGACCUCUCAAUAUCAUCUAUGCGAAACAUCCUUUCAGAGAGAGAUUCAUCUCGGCCGAACACCCUCGUGACCACUCUCUUCCCUCAUUUGAACACCCAUCCACACCUCAUGCCCCUAUCACUUGCUCCGCUCAAACUACGAGCUUUCAGCCUUCAGUCACCCUCAAUCCCGACCGCCUCGGACUUCGCAUUUACUAUUCAAGCCAUACGCACUUACAUCUCCAACUUCUUCGAAUCAUGCUACACCUUCAUCUCGCUUCCCUUUGAGCUCACACGACAAGAGUGUAACUUGAGACGGAAGCACUUAGAAAAACUUAGGGAUGAGAGGGCAGAGGCUCUCGGAGAGCUCUUGUUAAGACGCGAUCUACUAGACAAAACUCUUCGGACACAUUCAGACACCAUCGAUUUCCUCCAAAGCCUCAAUGAAGUCAUCUCUGGCCGAAGUUUGGAAGUCUCCCUCGGCCCUACACCACCACUCUUGACUUUUAUAUCUAGGACGGCGUCCGAAACCCUUCCACGGCACCUAUCUCUCCACCGCGACUACCUGCGAACCCAAUCUCUCCUGCGCCCCUCACGCCUCACGCUCCUAUGGCCGCGUCUGCUGAUCGUUCCUCCCCUUACACUUUUUGCGGCGAGAGAGCUUUAUGCGUCGAGGGACUCGUUGACCAAUAUGGCCGCGGAUGCAUGGGAGACAAUCAAGGCUUUCUGGAGAGGUUGGCUGGUUGAACCUGUGAAGGAUAUUGUAAGGACCGUGCGCACUGGGAGCGAUGAUGGGGUAAUCGUACAAAAAGAGAGCAUUGCAGCCGACAUGCAGUCGUUGGAGCGCAUGGCUUUGGCUCUGGCCAAGGAAAAGUUGAACUACUCAGCUGAGCAGCUCAACGCGUUCACCACCAAAAUCCGGUCUGGGGAUCUCACCCCCAUUCUCGAAAUAUACGAAGAGGACAUCAAACGUCCGGUGAAGUCCGCCGUCACCGGCACUCUUCUCCGUUCUGUCUUCGUUCAGGUGCAGAAAGCUAAGGUCGACAUCGAUCAAGCUCUCGCCGGAAUCGACAAGCUCCUGAAAUCACAAGAACUUACGUUCGCAUUCGUCGGCGUCGCCCCCGCACUCGCCAUAGUCUACAUCACCGGCGGAUAUCUCGGUUCCUUCUUCAGCAGCAAUCUAUCAGGCCGCAAAGGUCGUUUCGGCGGAAAACACAAACGUACUGCAGCCUGGCUCGCCAUGCGUCGCAUCGAACGGCUCCUCAUCUCCCAACCACACGGUCCCCCUUCCGCCGCUUCGCACUCACCAUCCCACACCCGAACCCCAAGUACGGAGAAACGGCUCCCGAUCCCUCCACUUACGUCUGGCCUGUUGUUGCUGAAUUUGUCGAGCCUAAGGAAUUAUGCGGAGAUUUGCUUGCCGUUGCAUUCGAGGUUGAGGGAAGGAUUUUUAGAGGAUAUCGGAGAUUUGGAGAAUCCGUCAUUGGAUAGGGACGAGAAAGUCAAGGUCGUGGAGAGGAUGUGGAGGUCAUGGGGUGCAGUUUUGGACUGGAAUAAUGGUGGGGGCGCAAUUGGAAGAAGAUAG